Molecule: messenger RNA, 1194 nt
Organism: Homarus americanus (American lobster)
Lineage: Eukaryota; Metazoa; Arthropoda; Malacostraca; Decapoda; Nephropidae
Product: protein ZBED8-like
Exons: 3
Coding region: 1-1194 (397 amino acids)
Source: RefSeq, a predicted model, not a curated record
AUGCAUGUUAAUGCCAUCAAAGAAGAAUUCCUAUUUUGUGAUCCCCUUUUGGAAACUACAAAGGCCAUCGACAUCUUAGAAAUGGUGAAUAGUUUCUUUUCCAAGCAAAACUUCGACUGGAAGAAAAAUCUUGGUACUCUGUGUACAGACGGAGCACCUGCGAUGCUUUACAACACAUCUGGUUUUGCUGCUUUGGUGAAGAAAGAAGCUCCUCAGGUCAUCGUGACCCAUUGUUUUCUACAUCGGCAUGCAUUGGCGUCAAAGACUCUGCCAGCAAUUCUGAAAGAAGUCUUGUCUACUGGCGUGAAAGUCGUCAACUUCAUCAGAGCCAGGGCUGUGAACCAUCGCGUUUUCAAGAGGUUUUGUCAAGAAAUGGGAGCAGAAUAUGAAGUUCUUCUCUACCACACAGUUCGCUGGCUUUCCAGAGGACAAAUCUUGAAGCGCUUGAUUGAACUUCGAGCAGAAGUUUCACUUUUUUUGAGAGAAAAAGAAAGCCGACUCUCAGAACAGUUUGACAGUGAGGAGUUCAUUCAUGGCUUGGCCUACUUGGCGGAUAUUUUUGGCCAUAUGAAUGAGGUGAAUCUUGCGAUUCAAGGCCCUGGAGUCACCAUUAUGGGUGCUGCUGAAAGACUGCAAGCUUUUCUGGCCAAGCUGCCACUGUGGAAGAGGAGGUUGGAGGCAGACAACUAUGCAAACUUUCCAAUGUUAGAGGAAGCGCUUCUGCAGGAUGGAAUCGAGAGUGACAAGGCCCUGUCAAUUUCUCUGCAGGCAGAAUUUUGCAGACAUCUGGAUACUCUGCAGAACUCUUUCAAAGGUUACUUUUGCUUAGGUGACCUUAAAGUUGAAACAUGGAUUCGUAAUCCUUUCCUUGCCGACAUAGACUGUAUCAGUGAUGAAGACCUUGCCAAAGAUGACCUCAUUGACCUGAAGACAAAGGAAAGGAUACGAAAUGAAUUCAACUCGAAGAGCCUUGGAGAAUUCUGGUGUGCGUUGACACAAGCCUACCCUCGUUUGCUACACGACAUUCUUAUUUAUAAGGAGUUGGUCUACAAAGAUAUACCUGUACUAAUUAUAGGCCUCUGCUACAGACAAACAAAAGUACGUCCCUACCCACAGAAGUCGCCACGCAAGUAUCAGAGAUCAUCACCAACCCUCCAGCUGACAACAAAUCCGCUGCCCAACGGGAUGCUCUGA